Messenger RNA from Mercurialis annua (annual mercury), 2289 nucleotides. Its product is annotated as endoglucanase 25-like. NCBI's taxonomy places the organism in Eukaryota, Viridiplantae, Streptophyta, Magnoliopsida, Malpighiales, Euphorbiaceae. Gene Ontology annotation, molecular function: hydrolase activity, hydrolyzing O-glycosyl compounds. The transcript has 6 exons. The coding region runs from base 158 to 2017 and encodes 619 amino acids. Gene Ontology annotation, biological process: carbohydrate metabolic process. The record is from RefSeq and is a predicted model, not a curated record.
UGUACACUCAUUAUCCCAUUAAAGUUGCUCAAGUCCCACAUGUAAUGUUUACACUUCACUAUUGACUCCAUUUCAGAUCACCGACACUCUCCCUCUCUUUAUCUCCCACCAUUCAUCAACAUUCUAACUCCUCCAACACCACCACUCAACCACCGCCAUGUACGGCAGAGAUCCAUGGGGCGGCCCACUGGAGAUCAACACGGCGGACUCCGCCACAGACGACGACCGGAGCAGAAACUUAAACGAACUCGACAGAGCUGCUCUGUCCAGACCAUUAGAUGAAACUCAGCAAAGCUGGCUGUUAGGACCAGCUGAGCAGAAGAAAAAGAAGAAAUAUGUGGAUCUUGGGUGCAUCAUUGUCAGCCGUAAGAUCUUUAUUUGGACGGUUGGGACUCUCCUAGUCUCCGGUUUAUUAGCCGGGUUGAUCACCCUCAUCGUUAAAACGGUUCCCCGUCACCACCACUCUAAACCGCCGCCGGAUAAUUAUACACUCGCCCUCCAUAAAGCUCUCAACUUCUUCAAUGCCCAGAAAUCUGGGAAACUUCCGAAGCAUAAUAAUGUGUCGUGGCGAGGGAAUUCUUGUACUAAUGAUGGUAAAUCUGCGACCGGGACGAUUUUUAAGGAUCUGGCCGGGGGAUAUUAUGAUGCUGGUGAUGCUAUUAAGUUUCAUUUUCCCAAGUCUUUUGCUUUGACUAUGUUGAGUUGGAGUGUGAUUGAAUAUAGCGGUAAAUAUGAAGCUGCUGGUGAGCUUAAUCAUGUUAAGGAUAUUAUUAAAUGGGGUACUGAUUAUCUUCUUAAGACGUUUAAUCAUACUGCCGAUACCAUCAACACCAUUGCUGCUCAGGUCGGUUCUGGGGAUACGUCAGGAGGGAGUACGAAUCCAAAUGAUCAUUAUUGCUGGAUGCGUCCGGAGGAUAUUGAUUAUCCGAGACCUGUGACCGAAUGUCAUAGUUGCUCAGAUCUUGCUGCUGAAAUGGCUGCGGCCCUUGCUUCUGCUUCCAUUGUUUUUAAGGAUAAUAAGGCUUACUCGCAGAAACUUGUCCAUGGUGCUAAAACGCUAUUUAAAUUUUCUAGGGACCAGCGAGGUCGAUAUAGUGCUGGUAGUGCUGAGGCUUCGAUUUUCUAUAAUUCUACGAGUUAUUGGGAUGAGUUUAUUUGGGGUGGAGCUUGGCUAUAUUAUGCUACUGGAAAUGAUACUUAUCUUCAGCUCGCUACCACUACUGGUUUAGCCAAGCAUGCUGGUGCCUUUUGGGGCGGCCCUUUUUAUGGUGUUCUUAGCUGGGAUAACAAGCUUGCCGGUGCUCAGGUGCUUCUUAGUCGUUUGAGGUUGUUCUUGAGUCCGGGGUAUCCAUAUGAAGAAAUAUUAAGGACUUUUCACAAUCAGACCAGUAUCAUCAUGUGCUCUUACCUACCGAUUUUCACAAGCUUUAAUCGAACCAAAGGAGGAUUGAUUCAGUUAAACCAUGGAGCUCCUCAGCCACUUCAGUAUGUUGUCAAUGCGGCUUUUCUAGCCACACUGUAUAGUGAUUAUCUCGAAGCUGCUGAUACUCCUGGAUGGUAUUGCGGGCCAGAUUUCUACUCAACUAAUGUCUUGCGUGAAUUUGCCAAGACCCAGAUUGAUUACAUUUUAGGGAAAAAUCCUCGGAAAAUGAGCUAUCUCGUGGGCUUUGGUAAUCAUUAUCCAAAACACGUCCACCACAGAGGUGCAUCAAUCCCGAAGAACAAGAUCAAGUAUAACUGUAAAGGAGGAUGGAAGUGGAGGGACAGCGGAAAGCCAAACCCGAACACAAUUGUUGGAGCCAUGGUCGCUGGCCCUGAUAAGCACGAUGGUUUCCAUGAUGUCCGUACCAACUACAAUUACACGGAGCCUACUCUUGCUGGCAAUGCAGGUUUAGUUGCAGCACUUGUGGCUUUGUCUGGUGAAAGAGGCGCUGGGAUCGACAAGAACACGAUAUUCUCAGCAGUUCCUCCGAUGUUUCCCACUCCACCACCACCUCCAGCACCAUGGAAACCAUGAGCUACCGCUGGUAUAUUCAAGUUAAGGCCGUCUGUUCUGACUUAAGGUUAUAUGAUCCCGCGGGAAUUGAUGAUGGUGCAAAUUGAGGAAGAUGGGUAUAAGAAGAAAACGUGAAGACAAGCCCUGGUGUUGAUAAUUUGUAUCCCAAAUGUGAUUUUGUUUGAUUUUUGUGAGAUAUAUAUAGUAUAAUGUGUAUCAUAUCAAUCUUGUAUUCUUUGAAACACACUGAAACUAAACAGCUGAAAAAUUGAUUAACAAUAAGCUUCUUUCAA